UGGACGGAGAUCCUUCUCCAACGCGCGGCGUCCGACCUCUGCAGCCCCGGGUGUCCCCGCGACCGCCGCUGCUGCCCUACUUCGCCGCUUGCCACCUUGGCCGGCGACGAGCACCACCAGGACGCCAGCUUAGGUUAAAAUCAAAAAAUAUUUUGUCGGGCGAAUAAUACAAGGCCUACACCAGAAGGAAUACCCUUGUGCGGCAGGCGAACAGCUGUCUCUAUCUCUCUGCAGUGUUAUUUGGUUUACUAUAUGCAGUUGCAGGGGAGAAAACUAAAGGGUCUGUUCACUGCAGUUAGAAGCCGCAGCUGCUGUACCUGCAGCAGGCUUCUUCUACAGUAUUUACAGUUUAGAAAUUGCAUGCAGCUGCAGAGAACACUCCUAAACAUUAUAGUGGAGAGAGACUUUCGUGUUGUUUUCAUUUAGUUGAUCUAUGGGCACUAACCUGCAGAUAUAUAUUAUAGGUCAAGAAUGUAUUAUCAGGGGCAAGAACUUGCCCUGAUGACAACUAUUUUUUUGUCUUUUUAUUCACUUCUCCUAAUAUUUAACUUUUUUGAGUAAGUGUGCAGAUUAGGUCUUAAAAAGGGAUUGGGAUUAAGAUUUUAUUGCCAGAGCUCGAGCUGUAUAAUUAUCCAUUUACACAGUGGGCUGUACAGGGGGUAAAUUCACAGGAAUAUUACUUGAUGAUCGUAUAAGAUACAUAUGCUGUGAACUCUCUGGUUUGUUUUAGCUGCUUGUGUUUGUUUUUGUCUACUUAAUCUUGCACACUGAGGACCUUAUUGAGGUAUUCCUUGAUCCCCAUGGUUCUAGAUAACAGACAAUGAGUUUAUACCCCCUCUAAUUCAUCUUACAUUGAAGAUGGUUUCUGAUACUAUUCUUGCUUAUGUUUGAAGGUUGUCAGUCUGCGAGUUGAAGCAUGGCGGAGCACUUGGCUUCAAUCUUCGGCACUGAGAAGGACAGGGUCAACUGCCCUUUUUACUUCAAGAUUGGGGCUUGUCGUCAUGGGGAUCGCUGCUCUCGUCUGCACAACAGGCCAACUAUAUCGCCAACUCUUGUGCUUGCUAACAUGUAUCAGCGCCCUGAUAUGAUAACCCCUGGAGUUGAUGCUCAAGGCCAACCAAUUGAUCCUGAGAAGAUGCAGGAGCAUUUUGAGGACUUCUAUGAGGACAUUUAUGAGGAGUUGGGAAAGUUUGGUGAGAUUGAGAAUCUGAAUGUCUGUGAUAACCUUGCUGACCACAUGAUUGGGAAUGUCUAUGUCCAAUUCAGGGAGGAAGAACAGGCAGCUGCAGCUUACAAUGCUCUUCAGGGUCGCUUUUACUCUGGGCGCCCUAUAAUUGUUGAGUAUUCUCCUGUGACCGACUUCCGUGAAGCAACCUGUAGGCAGUUUGAGGAGAACAGCUGCAACCGUGGUGGCUACUGUAAUUUCAUGCAUGUGAAGCAAAUUGGCAGGGAUCUCAGGAGGAAGCUGUAUGGGCGUUCUGCUUCCAGGAGGUACCAUGGGAGAAGCCGAAGCCGAAGCCCCCCACCACAAAGGAGGGGUCAUCGUGACCGUGAUGACUACCAUCACCGUGACCGUGAUGAUUACCGUGGCGGCGGUGGCGGUGGACGGGGAAGAGGUAGCAGGCAUGACAGGUAUGAUGAUGGAGCAGGCAGAGGCGGCAGGCAUGACAGGUAUGAUGAUGGAGCAGGCAGAGGUGGCAGGCAUGAGAGGUAUGAUGAUGGAGGAAGGCGCAGGCAUGGUAGCCCCCCAAGGCGUGCAAGGAGCCCAGUCAGGGAAAGCAGUGAGGAGCGAAGGGCCAAGAUUGAGCAGUGGAACCGCGAACGGGAGGCAAAACAGUGAGCUCUCUGUGGCAACUGUUCUGGGACGAGUGUUAUGCUAUGGACUUGUUGCUUAGCUCGUCUUUCACCGCCAUAUUCUAAGUAUGCUCGUGUGGCUGAUAUUCUGCCUGUCUAAGUAAACCUCAGUUUGUUUUAUGGUUAAAUGAGACAUGUAAACUCGAUUUAUUUCCAUCUGUACUGUUUUGGAUCAUUUGGCAUUAUGUUAUGUUGACAAUUGGUAUCGAAACUUUUGUGGUGUGCUAUUAGCUUAUGAUAAUGUCAGUUGUGGUUUGUCAUUAGAA
This is a messenger RNA of Sorghum bicolor (sorghum), 2120 nucleotides long. Its product is annotated as splicing factor U2af small subunit B. The coding region runs from base 917 to 1840 and encodes 307 amino acids. Gene Ontology annotation, cellular component: U2AF complex; spliceosomal complex. The transcript has 2 exons. Gene Ontology annotation, molecular function: pre-mRNA 3'-splice site binding; metal ion binding. Gene Ontology annotation, biological process: mRNA splicing, via spliceosome. The record is from RefSeq and is a predicted model, not a curated record. NCBI's taxonomy places the organism in Eukaryota, Viridiplantae, Streptophyta, Magnoliopsida, Poales, Poaceae.